Nelumbo nucifera (sacred lotus) is the source of this 3617-nucleotide messenger RNA. RefSeq names its product exocyst subunit exo70 family protein E1 (gene EXO70E1). Lineage: Eukaryota; Viridiplantae; Streptophyta; Magnoliopsida; Proteales; Nelumbonaceae. Gene Ontology annotation, biological process: exocytosis. Gene Ontology annotation, molecular function: phosphatidylinositol-4,5-bisphosphate binding. Gene Ontology annotation, cellular component: exocyst. The record is from RefSeq and is a predicted model, not a curated record.
AUAUAGUUAGUUGGAUGGAGAGAUCCGCCAUGGAAGUUGCUCCCGAAAAACUUCGUAUAAUUUCCUGGAAGAAAGCUUCAAGUUGAUUUCAAAUUUUCAAUUUCUCUUGUUCAAUUUGUUUUUAACCUUUUAUCCUCAUUUUUUUUGUCUCUCUCUCUUCGGCGUCUGUCGUCGAUCCAUUUCCAAGGUCUGGAAGCUCUAGAAUUUCAACGUGCAGCUUUUCUUAUGUUCUGAGUAUGUUCUUAAUUUCGGAAAUCCAGGAAGCCGUAGUUUCCUCGAAAUUUUCGUAUUUCAUUAACGAAUUGGAUUGAUAAACGCUAAUCAAGUACACUUAAACCCCUUCUUCUUUGGUUUUCAAAAUUAAGAAGUUCUCUUUUUUACUUUUCAGUCUGCUUUCAAUUACUGUUCUGCAACCUGGGCCUUUACUUGAAUCGUUUCAGGUCUGGAUUGACUUGCUAUUCGAGACCCCUUCCCUGUGGGACCUCGGAUUGUUAUUGGGAUCUCUGUUGCUGUUUCAGUUGUUAGCUAGCUUACAAUUCAGCGCUCUAGUUAAGCUAGCAGUGUUUGCUAAAGUGGGUUCUAACUUAACCCUCUUCAUUUUUCUCUUGCUUGUGUCUAAUUGUUUUCUGGGGUUUGAGGCUUGUUGAGAUCCCCGUGUUAAGCUCUUUUAAUAUCUGGAGAUCUUCCGACACGAGGGGGAUUUUCUAAUUGAAGCAUUUAGUAGUAGGAACCAUCUUUUGUUUGUCUGAUUUUUCAUUCAUGAUUGAUAGAAUAUUGUCCUGUUAAUAUUUUUAUUAAAUCGAUACUAAAUUCCUUUGGGUUUGUAUUUCAUGCACUGAGAAUUCAUCUGAGUUCCUGUUUCUUUUCAAGCAUCUUCAUCCCUUUUUCUUAGUUUAUGAUGGCGGCUUAGAAGGCAAGGGCUGGUAUUUCUUUUGCUUUUGGUUCCAAGCUGAUGAGUCUCUCCCGGCCCCUUUCUUAAUCAAUUCUUGAAACCUUACAAGGAUUUGAGAUUGGGAAGGGAGGGUCUACAAGGAAUUUUGUCCUUCGGCUUCUUAUUGUUUUUAGAUUAGUAGAAUGGAUUGAUCAUAUUAUAUCUCCUCCCUGUUACCAUUCCAUGUUAACCUGCAAUUCAUUUUGAGGGUUCACCUUCGUUCAAUGUUCUAGUUGUAUUCCCAGUUAGUGUUUGGGGAAUAGUUGAAGACUUAUUGGUUAGAGGACUCCCUCUGUUUUCUCCAUCAGAUCUUGUAUAAGCAUUAGUUUUGGUUUAUCAUAGAGGUAUUUCAAUUUCAUCCAAAAACAUCUAAUCUUCUUCAUCAGUAUUUGGGAAUUUGGGGUCUGGGUUCCUUGUUUCUCCAGUAAUUUUGUAUGCGAUGGCAGAGUGUAAAUCCUUCAUACCAACCAUAGAAGGAGAAGAACACGUAAUUGCUGCGGCACAGCACAUAGUAAGGGCAUUAGGGUCAAACAAGAAUUUGACAGAUGAUAUGAGGAAAAUCCUGAGAGAACUUGACACCCAAUUAUCCAGCAUGACUCUGGUUGCUGCAAACAAGAAAAUGGAACUAAGAGAGAUUGAAGAACAUCUCAAUUUCAUUCAGGAGAAGGUCACAAGUCGGGAGUCUGAGCAGUCUAUGAUAUGGGAAUCCAGCCCAAAAGAAGCAUCCGAGUAUCUAAAGGUCGUUGAUGAAGUACGAAGGCUGACAGAAAACUUGGGAAGCAUGCCGUUAAAUAAAGGAGAAGAGAACAAACUCCUAUGUCGAGCUCAUAGUAUUCUUCAAACAGCCAUGGUGAGGCUAGAGGAAGAGUUCAGUAAUAUUCUUAUUCAGAACAGGCAACCCUUUGAACCAGAGCAUAUGUCCUUCCGCUCCAGUGAAGGAGAUAUUGUGGAUGACGUAUCAACCGUUUCAGUUUAUGACAAUGCAGGUGAGGAUUCUCUUAGGAGAGAUAGUUGUAGCAAAGGCAUAGAGGAAUACAUCAUAGAUUUAGUCAAUCCAGAUGUAAUUCCUGACCUUAAGUGCAUAGCAGAUGUGAUGUUCAUGUCAAAUUUUGAUCAUGAAUGUCGCCAGGCUUAUAUUAACAUCCGGAAAGAUGCCUUGGAUGAAUGCCUCUUCAUUCUUGAAAUGGAGAAACUGAGCAUCGAGGAUGUGCUGAAGAUGGAAUGGAGUAGUUUGAAUUGCAAUAUUAAGAAGUGGAUGCGGGCUAUGAAGCCAUUUAUCAGGGUGUAUCUUGCCAGUGAGAAACGGCUCUGUGACCAGAUCUUUGGGGAGUUUGGACCAGUUAGUUCCACUUGUUUUGUUGAGACAUCAAAGGCUUCAAUGCUGCAGCUCUUGAAUUUUAGCGAAGCUAUAGCAAUUGGACCUCGCCGGCCAGAAAAGUUGUUUCGGCUACUCGACAUGUAUGAAGUGCUGGCCGAUCUUCUCCCAGAUGUAGAUGCUUUGUUCUCAGAUGAUACUGGGUCUUCUAUUCAAUUUGAAUGCCGUGAAGGACUAAAGAGAUUGGGUGACUCUGUUAGGGGAACAUUAUUGGAAUUCGAGAAUGCUGUUCGGUCAAACACAUCAACUAAUCCAUUUGCUGGAGGUGGAAUCCACCCCAUGACCAGGUAUGUCAUGAAUUUUAUUAAGGCCUUGACUGAUUAUAGUGAUACUCUCAAUUUUAUCCUUAAAGACAAAGAUGGGGUGGAUCUAGAGUCACUGUCGCCCAAUGUCAAUCCAGUUAUAGAAGAGGAGAAAGACACAGAAAGCUCUUCUUACAAUACCUGCCCUAUGGCUCACCAUCUUCAGUCCAUUACUUCAAUUUUGGAAUCCAACCUUGAUGGUAAGUCCAAAUUAUACAAGGAUGCGUCAAUGCAACACUUCUUUGUGAUGAAUAACAUCUGUUACAUGGUCCAGAAGGUCAAGGGAUCUGAACUUGGGGCCCUUUUGGGGGACAACUGGAUCCGACGACACAAUUGGAAAUUCCAGCAGCAUGCAAUGAGUUAUGAAAGAGCUGCUUGGAGUUCUGUACUCUCUUUCCUCAGGGAUGAAGGGAUAUCUGAUGCAGGUUCCAACUCUGUCUCAAAGGCACUUCUCAAGAAGAGAAUUAGAAACUUCAAUCUUGCAUUUGAAGAGGUUUACAAGAGCCAGACAGGGUGGGUCAUCCCAGAUCCUCAGCUUCGCGAGGAUUUACGGAUCUCAUUAUCCCUGAAAGUAGUCCAGGCAUACCGGACGUUCAUGGGAAGGCAUGCCAGUCAGCUGGAUGGUGGAUGGCACAGUGACAAGUAUAUCAAGUACAGUGCAGAUGACCUGCAAAAUUAUCUCUUGGAUCUCUUUGAGGGUUCACCAAGAUCACUGCAUAAUUCACGCAGGAGGUGAAUCCAUAAGAAUGUCAGUUUCUGGAUUAGCUUUUUUUCCCUUCAUUUUCUGUACAUGUUUAUGAUAAGAUGUUGAGUUAACCAUGUUCAUUAACCUUAACCUGGAGAUAAAUUUCUUAUUUUUGUAUUUCUAUUAUACAAGUGCACCAGAAAAUUUUGGAAGUUGUAAUUAUUUUAUGCAUUUUCUUUUGGUAAUGCAUAAAUUGGGGAUAUAGGCAUGAAUGUUCAUUUGAGCUUGCCUGUUUGUCUAGUAGAUGCAAUCACAUUAUACCAC